Lasiodiplodia theobromae is the source of this 2142-nucleotide messenger RNA. RefSeq names its product Nucleoside phosphatase GDA1/CD39. NCBI's taxonomy places the organism in Eukaryota, Fungi, Ascomycota, Dothideomycetes, Botryosphaeriales, Botryosphaeriaceae. Gene Ontology annotation, molecular function: nucleoside diphosphate phosphatase activity. The record is from RefSeq and is a predicted model, not a curated record. Gene Ontology annotation, biological process: nucleoside diphosphate catabolic process. Gene Ontology annotation, cellular component: membrane. The coding region runs from base 1 to 2142 and encodes 713 amino acids. The transcript is spliced from 4 exons.
AUGGGCAAGUGGAGAUAUGGCGUCAUCCUCGACGCUGGGUCGUCGGGGACUCGUGUCUACACCUACCGAUGGCUCAACCCUUCGAGAGCCCGCCUCGACGCCUCCGAGGACGAAUUGAGGCGCCUGCCCAAGCUGAAGACGAAGAAAGAGUGGACGCACAAAAUUCACCCAGGGAUCUCGACUUUUGGUGAAACCCCCGAGCUUGUGGGACCGGACCAUCUACAGCAGUUGUUCGAUCAUGCGCUCGAUGUCGUGCCCGCGAACGAGGUUGAAAACACCCCCCUGUUCCUCCUAGCGACCGCCGGCAUGCGCUUGCUUCCCGAGAACCAGCGCGCCGCUGUCUUGAACGAGGUUUGCGCAUAUGCCCGCGAAAAUACGAGGUUCCAGCUCCCCGACUGCGAUCUACACAUUCAGGUGAUACCCGGAGAGACUGAAGGCCUGUACGGCUGGAUCGCCGCAAACUAUCUUCUGGGCGGAUUCGAUGAACCGAAGCAGCACGACCAUGGAAAAGAUCACCAUACGUACGGAUUCCUGGAUAUGGGUGGAGCUUCAGCACAAAUAGCAUUUGCGCCGAACGCGACUGAGGCUGACAAGCACGCCAACGACCUGAAACUCCUGCGCUUGAGGACUCUGGAUGGUUCGCCCUCAGAAUACAAGGUUUUCGUCACAACAUGGCUCGGUUUUGGUGUUAAUGAGGCUAGGAGGAGAUACGUCGAGGCACUGCUGGAGGCUUCACCUGACGCUACCGAACUCCCGGACCCCUGCGUUCCUGAAGGCCUCCAGGUCACCACCAAGGGAAAGCCAGUGGAGCCUGGUUCUGACGAGGACAAGGACCUGGCGCCUCAUCUCAUUGGCACCGGUAAGUUCACCGAGUGCUUGAGCAAGACGUUUCCUCUCCUCGACAAAGAUGCGCCUUGCCCUGAUGCGCCCUGCCUUUUGCAUGGUGUCCAUGUUCCUGCAAUCGAUUUCGACGUCAAUCACUUCGUUGGCGUCUCCGAAUACUGGCAUACAACGCACGAAAUCUUCGAGAUGGGACACAAGGACAAAGCAUACGAUUUCAAAACCUACCAAGAACGAGUCAACGAGUUCUGCAGCAAGCCAUGGGAAGAGAUUGAAGCUGGCAUUAGCAAACAUCAAUGGGGCAAGAAGGUGGAUGAGACUACCGCUUUGGAAGUCUGCUUCAAGGCAUCGUGGCUCAUUAAUGUCCUGCAUGACGGCAUUGGAGUUCCUCGGACUGGUCUUGAAGAGAUGACACCUGGAAUUAACGGCACCAAGGCAGUGCUGGACAAGACCAAAGAGAAGGGCUACCGGGAUCCUUUCCAAGCCGUCAAUAAGAUUGAUGGCACUGAAGUCAGCUGGACGCUUGGAAAGAUGGUCCUCUAUGCUGCAAGCCAGGUCGAGACGGAACCCGAGGCGUUAGCCGUGGGUUUUGGCAGCAACAAGCCUGGGAUCCCAUCAGACUUCCAAUAUGCUGGCGGCAAAUUCACCAGUCUGCCUGGCGACCUGGAGGAUGAAUUGGACGAUUGGCACGACACGCUGCUCAGAGACUCGCCCCGCCGCAUCCCCGGCUUCAUCCUGUUCAUGUUCAUUGUCAUGCUCGCCCUCUACUUCCUCUGUGGUCGCGAACGUCGGAACAAAUUCUCUAGGAAGACGCGCGGGCUCUUCUCACGCGGAUCGCCGAAGCGCAAGCCGGGACCUGGAUUGGGUGGAAAGCUUUUCUCACGCAACAGUAGCAGCCCAACUUACGAACGUGUCUUGGAGAGUGGUAUCGAGGACUUCGAGCUGGCGGACAACGCCGAUGGCGUGGACUCGUAUCACUCGGAUUCCAGCAGCGAUGGCAGCCACAGCAAGGUCGGGCACACUUCUGGGUGGGCCACCCCACAACUCACGAGACUACCUGGUGGGAGCAAAUUCGAUAUUGGACCCGGAUACUUCGAGAACAUUGUCUCGCAAGGACAGGGUCUCGGUAUUGCUUCACCCUACGGCGGCAACGCAAUGGAGCGUGGCGGCCUGAUGGCGCGUGUGGACUCUCGAGAACGACUGGCGCCCUUGGGCACCGUGGGCAGAUCGAGGAGUCGCAACGGAAGUCCGAUCCGAGGCAGGAGUCCGCUCAUGACUCCUUUCAAGGAGUCUGUCGAUUGA